Messenger RNA from Anas platyrhynchos (mallard), 7332 nucleotides. RefSeq names its product N-acetylneuraminate pyruvate lyase (gene NPL). Gene Ontology annotation, molecular function: lyase activity. NCBI's taxonomy places the organism in Eukaryota, Metazoa, Chordata, Aves, Anseriformes, Anatidae. The record is from RefSeq and is a predicted model, not a curated record.
AUAUAAGGGGCGCGCGGCGGGCGAGCGGCCUUUCGAGGCGAGGCGCGGCGGCGGAGUGGGUUGGGGGCUUUGCGGGGCUCCCGGUGCGGCUCGGCGGCACGCGGUGUUGUGCCCCCUCCCGGCCUUUUCAUGGCACCUGCGGAGGCGCGGCGGGGCUCGUGUAAGAUGCAUCAAGUACACUCUUGGCUAUUCGGUGGCUUCACAAAAGGUCUGCUGCUCAAUAUGAAGACUUGAUGCUACUUCACAAGGUUUUGAAUCAUGCACUUACAGAAGAAACAUCACCUGGUAAGAAACAUUAUGGAGUCUGCUGAGGGUUCCUCAAUGGAGUUGCUGAAACAUGGCAGUGGGGCACUGGGAGAAGCAGCUUCAAGGUAUGCAAGAAUGCCCUGGACAGAGACAGAAUGCCUGUGCUGGGUGUGAGAAGCUUUCACCUGUCAGUGAUCUUGGCAAAGACAAGACUUCUCUAACUGAAGACUCCUGAAUUGUUUCUUGUCAUGAUUGCUGUUGUGGUAGAGCUGUGAGGUGGUACCAGCUGGUAGUGCUCAAGGAAAAAUUUUGAGAAUGGAAGAACUACCAGAUACUCCGUGACAGAUGUUAGAGUGAAGCUGAGAAGGAAGGAGAAUGUGAAAACCAAGAUUUUGCUUCUUUGAGGAAUGAACUAUUGUCGGCUGCCUCACUGGGUGAGGACGCAACUUUGAAACUAAUAUGAGGAAUGAGAAAGGAAAUUCAGCAGGGCGUUUUGGAGAAGAAGCUGCUACAUGGCAGGUACUGCAUCGGAGCUAAAGGCAUGCAGAGGCAUUUGCUUGUGUCAGGGGAAGGAUCAUCCGUAGGAUGCUGUAUUCCCAUACAUGUCACUGGCACUGCUGAUUGCUCUGUAGUGGACCCUGAACUGGUGCAUUGGGAUGGCAGGAUUUUACAUGACAGAGAAAAGUAAAGCAUGGGUCUCAAUGACACCCGGAAAGAAGCUGGAGGGUCUCGUGGCAGCUGCCAUCACUCCCAUGACUCCCGAUGGACAAAUCAAUCUUUCAGUGAUUUGCCAAUAUGUGGAUUAUCUGGUAAGGGAGCAGAAUGUGAAGAACAUCUUUGUGAAUGGCACCACAGGAGAAGGCCUGUCCCUUAGCAUCCAGGAGAGAAAGCAGCUGGCAGAAGAAUGGGUGCGCCAAGGAAAAGACAAACUAGAUCAUGUGAUCAUUCAUGUGGGAGCACUAAGUCUACCAGAGUCCCAAGACCUGGCAAGACACGCAGCAGCCAUAGGUGCUAGUGGUAUUGCUGUAAUAGCCCCCUUCUUCUUCAAACCCACAAACAAAGAUGAACUGGUUGCUUUCUUACAGAAAGUUGCAUCUGAAGCCCCUGGGGUUCCAUUUUAUUACUAUCACAUUCCUCCUCUGACGGGUGUAAAGAUUCGUGUUGAAGAGUUGCUGGAUGGAAUAAGAGAGCAGAUCCCCACCUUCCAGGGUGUGAAGUUUAGCGACACAGACCUCUUGGACCUUGCACAGUGUAUAAACAAGAAUGGGAGCGAACAGUUUGCAUUUCUCUAUGGGGUGGAUGAGCAACUGUUGGGUGCACUGGCAGUAGGGGUAAACGGAGCAGUUGGAAGCACAUACAACUAUUUGGGUAGAAAAACCGAGCUGAUGUUGCAAGCUUUUGCAAAGCCAGACCUUGCAUUAGCACAAAAGUAUCAGUUUCUCAUUGGGGAAUUUCUCAACUUUGUCAUCAAACUAGGUUUUGGUGUUGCACAGACGAAAGCUGUAAUGACUUUUGUUUCUGGCAUCCCCAUGGGACCUCCCCGGCUUCCACUUGUUAAUGCCUCUGAGGAGUUCAUUGCCAAGGCCAAAGCCAAGCUGGAUAGCAUUGCGUGGCCCAAUAGUGACUGACUUCAUCCCCUGUUGGUCUGGAAGUAGAGGCUCCUUUUCUGGGAUUCACCAUCACUCGGCACAUUCCCCAGGAGAUGGUUUGGCCGUGAUUUCUUUCAGGGAGUUGGCAGCGUGCCUGAGCCUCAUCCGGGCACAGCUGGCACAUGCGUAGUCACCUUCUUGUGUAACUCUGCUCUGCUGCAGUGGAGCUCUGCACUGCCCAGGACCAGCUGGUGUCUUAAAAAAAAAAAAAAAAAAAAAAAAAAAAAGCUAGGUUUCUCCAGUGGAGGGAUCCUGACUCCUUUUGUCUCAGAAGGAGGAAGGUCUGUCUGCACCUCCCUCCACUUAGACCAUGUUUUGUCUUCCCUUGCUGAGUGUCUCCAGCACUAGUGUGUUUUUAAACACUACUCUGUUUUAAACACUGCUCUUUUAAACAUCUGCUUGCUCAGGCUGGUGUUUCCUUGUUUGUCACAAAGUCACUGGGACACCAGUUGUGCCUCCUCUCAUUGCCUUUGCACACCUUCACUUAACGCACAAUUUAAAACAAGACUUUUCUAACAGCCUUUGGCUCUCUAAUGAGUGGGUGCCACUGCAGCCUUUUCCUCGCAGCAUACCAGUGGCCCUGCCCCCUUGGGUCCCUCGGCCCCACGCUGCUCCUGCUUCUCCCUCUGGCUGCCCAGCCGCAGCUGGGAGGCACGGGGUGAUGCUAUGGGGUGGCUGCCUGGUGCUUGCAGCUGGCAGUGGGUGGGAUGCCUGGGGAGACCCUGCUCUGACUUGUGGUAGCUCAGUGUGGGCAACUGGGUGCUCAGAGGGUGCCUGGAGACACCCAGCUGGCUGCAAGCUUGCGGUGUGACAGCCAGAACAUCCCUGCUUCUUGCCUGUGAGUGCAAAGUGCACUGAUUUACUUUGUCAGGGGAAAGUAGCAUGGAAAAACGCUCUUAUUUUAAAACAUCAGCUGUAAAGAACUAUGGUCAUGUGCUGAACCUGUGCUGAAAUGCAUUAAAAAAGAUCUGUUGAAUUGCCAUCUGGUGUGUGUGGUGUUACAAUACUGCUCUGUGCUUGGCUCUAGGAGUCAUGACUGUGGCAGCAGAGAGCUUGGAAUUCAGGUUGGCUUUGGGAAGGAGCUGACUCCUGGUGCGAGGUACUUGUACUGUCGGUUAGUUGUAAGAAAUACCAGAUUUGCACUGAGCAUUGAAUCCGUCACUGUACCCUUCCUCCUCCUUCAUCUUCCCCACCAAAAACCCAGUAACAAUUCUGGGAAACACAGUGAUACUGAGUCAGGCUUAAGGUACUGAGGCUGAGGUUGCACGUUAUUCCAGAGGAGGCUGUGUGCUCACUUAGCUUGUUGAACCAUUCGUUUUUUUGUGUGUUGAGGACUAGUGACUGCUCACAGACACUUAACAGAUGAAUGGAGAGUGCUCCCUAAAACAUUCCCUUUUAUAAUUUUUGUGAUAUGGGGCAAUGGUUGUAAACCCAGUUUCAUUGGUGUUACCGUUUUCCAGACAAACUGAUAGUGCUGGAAGUCAAAACCCGUUAUUUGGAACCUUUUAAGCAGAAUCCCAGAAAAGUGUGUUUGGUGGUGAGGAAAUGAGUGUUAGCUACCUGUGUGACAACACCAAAGGAUGGAUGCAAUCUACUGAUAAUGCUGUUGUACAAAACUGUGGUUGAGGCUGGCUGGACUGUUGAAAAUCUGUCUGUUUUGGGGUGUUUUUUUGUUUUGUUUUGUUUUGUUUUUUUCCCAGAAGAAAUUGUAUUUUAGUUAAAAGCUGUUCACAUGCUCAGCAGAACAAAGAGCAGAAGUCAGAAGUGCAUAAACAAUCUAUCCAUGUGAAGCUGAGAUGAAAUGGAGUUGCUGACUAUGGAUGUAAAAGGGAAGAAAACUAUUUAAAGUGAGGGGCAGUGGUUGCAGAAAAAACAGGUAGAAAAUGUCUGGUUGGUCUGAAUUUUGAAUAAGCUUCUUAUGCUCAAGCUUUGUAGCAGCCUCUCAGUCAAGCUAACAGGGUGUAAGGCUGCUACUCCAAAGCAUGGCUCUAAGUUUCUGACAGCCUUGCUCGCUGUCAUCAUGAGGAGCAACAGCAGAGGACGCACAAGCUCGCUCCUGGUGUUUUCGUCUGGGGCUUUGGGGUUAAGGCCGAGGAAGGUGAAGCUGUGCAAACUUCGCUGCUGUGUUUCAGCAGUAUCCCUCCCUGCACUGAUUCAUUUUCUUCACCGAGAUUUCGGGAAACACUCACACUCCCUGGGAAUGGACUGCAGGCAUUUUCUUUAAUAGGUAUAUUUUCUGGCCACAAGCUAUAUGUUCAAAACCUAUGGGAACAUUUGUGUCUAUCUAUGUAGAUAGCUAUAGAUAUAUACAAUGAUACGUAAUAAUGCUUGUUAAUAUUUCUUUUGUGCUUAUUAGCAAGUCAAAUUUCGUAUUUCUGUAUUAAUUACUGAUUUUCAAGACACUUUAACUUGUAUGUGCAGCAAGUCUCUUUAUUUACAGGUUCGUGUGGAAGGCUUUAACUCUGUUGUCACAGGCAAUUCCACAAAGAAGAACGAUGUUUGAUACUUAGUCACUUAGUUUGGGUGAAUGAAAUGAAGAGGGACAAAAUUCCUGCUUUUGGUGUAAGCCUCUGUUUCUUCUUCCCAAAGGUUAAUCUUUGAUUGCAGUGCUGUGCAUCCAGGUGCAUUUCAUUUCAGGAGUUCAGUUUGGCUCCCCUGUGCAGUGAAGAGAAGUGAACCUGCAGAGCUUCUGCUUGCAGUGCUGGAAGCCUGGAAUAUAGACGGUGAAUGAUGGAGGAUGAUCUGGUAAAAACAGCUGUGUUUUGCUCUGCCUAACUGGUGAAUCUGGGGGAGAACUCACAGUUCCUGGAAAGUGCAUUUCACAGCAGAAUCUCCUAUAGGAAAAAUGAGUUUGGCAGAAUCUUCCUGAAGGCAUUUGGAGGGUGUUAAAUUUCAGUUGGACCCAGGGCAACUGGAGCCUUAUUUGCAGUGAUGAAUGUGGUCCAGAAGUACACAGUUUCUUCUCUCAGCUGAAUGAGAAAGAAACUUCUUUUGAACUCAUUGAGGCUCUGCUAAUGUACAUCAGGACUCUGAAUGUCUUGGGAUUUGUACUUGCUUCCUUGCCUGGCUGGAACUUGAUGUAUAUAUACAAUGCAGAAGCGUCUAGAAAUGAAUCCGUCUUUGGUACAAGCCACUGUGUUUAUUGUAUUUAAUCUUCUUUUCCAAAGGAAACAUCUGUCUGUGUGUAAAGGCAAGAGUUGCAUAAGUGACUUGGAGAAUUGGAUUGAUUUGGCAUGAAAAUGAAUGGGUAGAAAUAAUUAUGUUAGGCAAAGAAGAAAGGAGAUUUACACAGUAACAGACUUUCUUGUUUUCAUGUUGUAGAAAGCUGCCAGUAUAGAAUUUCACUUCUUCAUUCACAGAUUCCUUUGGAGGAACAGUGUUGAGUGUUUCAUCUCAUGCUUCCUGGAGUAAUGCAAACUUCAAACUCAUAUGACACCUGAAAGGUUCUGAACACCAUUUUGUGAAAUAGCUUUGAGCAUCAAAUUGCUCCAGUUGGGAGGAAUUUAACAUUUUUUGGCCAAAGCUAUAAAACCACCACCUUUGGGUGCAGUGAUUGAAGCAGAAUGCACACUAAGAGGUACCACCGUUUGUCCACAAGGUUGUGUGUUAACAAAGGUUCAAGCUGAAAAUGCCCCACAGCGUGGCUGCCUGCAUCCCUGCUGUGCAUGCUGCAAUGGAGGCUCUCACUGUGGAGGUGACUAAAGAUCUGGGGAUCAUUUAGCAGCUGGACCCACCAAACGAGCAAAUGCGAUCCAUCAGCUCUCCAGGCCAUCAGGCGCAGGCAUCAGCCUCAUGGCUGCUGACGCAAGGUCAUGUUCCUAUGUUGCAAGAUGCUGCUGAGAUGGAGCUUCCAAGAAUACGGAGAACUGAGAAUGAUACAGAAUGCAGGUUGAAGCAGAGGGAUGGAGGAGAGUAAGAGUUGUCGCAACUGCAUCUGCUUUUUUUCCAGGAAGAGUUGUUGAAAGGAACACAUUGCAAGAAAAAAGAAAAUUUUCAACCACGAUACAGUUCCUUUUUAAAACUUCAUCAUCUGUGAAUGGUAAAAUAGUGCAAAAAGUGCCAAAUACUUCACAAUUUCCAAAGCCUGGGCAACUCAAAUCCAGCAUUGUACUGUCCAUGGACAAGGCAGAAUAUUUUUGAGUCCAUGUGCAAUACACAUUAAAAGAGUGGCUACAUCAGAUAACUAUAGUAACCAGCAUCAACAAGACUGGUCUGCCUCUUGUCUGCUCCCGGACUGCACAUACCUAACAAGCCCACUUCAUUUCUGCCAUUCCUGGUAAUCAUUCUUCAAACCAGCCAUUUACUGGAGAUUUCAAACUCCUCAAGUUUCAGGAAAUGUGAAGAAUUCAGGAAAUGUGAAAAAUGCUGCCCGGCUACAGAAACAAUAAUGUAGUCGAAAGAGUCAUGAUGGCCCUAUGCAAUGCCACAAUUUGAAAGUGAGUGACAGUUCAGGUUGGGACAACAACAAAAUAAACUACUGGCUCUCUGUCCUUCUUGUGAAGACUGGGAAUCCUUCUGACCAUUUCAAAGCAGCAUGAUGCUGUGUUCUUCCAGAUGCACAAGACAGCAAGAAGCAUUCUUACUGAGAGCAACCACAAGCUACCUCUUACCAUCUCACCUGGUGCCACCAGGUCUUCUCAUGACCCCUUCAUAUUCUAGCUUCCCUGAAGGAGGAAUUCAACAGAAGCUUGCAGAAUUAUCAUACAUAAUUUGUAGUGGGAUGAACAAUUGCUUCAUUGAGCAAAGUCCUGUUUGUACUCCAGAACCUGAAAAAAUUGGCAAUCCUGACUGCAUGAUGUGAGGGGAAUAACACACUGGGAGAACAUCUGCUGUCCCAACUGAGACUUGGAAGGAAAUUUGACAGCAUCUGAGGUGAAUCUUUGCCAGAAAACAGAAGUUGGAGAGAUUGACACUAUCACCAUGUAAAGCUGUAGCCUAUCCUCUGUACACUCUCCUGGUGCUUACUUUUCAGCUAUGCCUGUAGGUUGUUGCCUGGAGAAAUCAAGCUUUUUCGUUGUUGCAGUUGAUGCCAAGACUGAAGCAGCACUGAGCCGGCAGGGAUGGAAUUGAAAUCACACCUUGUACUUCGAUUGUUUCACUUCGGACACUAGAAAGAUGUGAUGGAUCAGUUGAUUAAAUUUUGCAGUAUUUUGUAUGCUUUAGUGUAAUUAUACAGAUUAUCCCAGCUGGAAUUGUCAGUCAAAAUAUAUAAGCCAACUUUUUAAAAUAAAGAUUUCAAUUUAUACAGAAAAUCAAGAGUGCCUAAAACUUUGCUUUUAUCUUAAUAAAAUUAAAGUGCUUAGAGCAGGUUUUCUCUGUAUUUUCUGAUACCUUACAGGAAACUGCAGCAUGGUUUCUUUUCACAUAUACCUGUAAAGCCACCUGAAUUUUGUCACACAGCCUUUCUGAUUUUUUUUUUUGAUUUUUUUUUUUUUUU